This is a messenger RNA of Alternaria arborescens, 273 nucleotides long. RefSeq lists its product as hypothetical. The record is from RefSeq and is a predicted model, not a curated record. The transcript has a single exon. Lineage: Eukaryota; Fungi; Ascomycota; Dothideomycetes; Pleosporales; Pleosporaceae. The coding region runs from base 1 to 273 and encodes 90 amino acids.
AUGAUGUCUCCUCUUAAGUUUGCGGCCUUUGGCAUUGUAGCUCUCUGCACCGACCUCUCCCAAGCCGUGCCAACAGCUUCUGUUGUUGAUGCCGCUCUCGUGCCGCGCAACGGGUGUUCUGAUCAAGGAGCUGGGCACUGUAACCUUGUAAUGGGUGGCAUACCAAACGGCGACACAGCAAUCACCUGGACCGAAGCAAUCAUUUACAACAACGCUUGUCGCAAGCUCGGUGACCAAGGCGGACUCUACCCAGUCAAGCAGGGUGAUUACUGA